Messenger RNA from Lepisosteus oculatus (spotted gar), 1516 nucleotides. RefSeq names its product collagen and calcium binding EGF domains 1 (gene ccbe1). Lineage: Eukaryota; Metazoa; Chordata; Actinopteri; Semionotiformes; Lepisosteidae. Gene Ontology annotation, molecular function: calcium ion binding. The record is from RefSeq and is a predicted model, not a curated record.
GCCAAUCACUCAUUUCCAAGCCUUCUGCUCUCUUAUUUAAAGUAACAUCAGCAAACACGCUCUACAGCUGUUGCGCGGCUUGGGUUACUUCUGUUCAACUUCACCUGAGGAAAUGAGUUACAAGAAUCAGGGGAUUAAUAUAAGGGUUGUCUUGAUAGGUAUGUUGUUGUGUCAGGGGUUGUCCUGGACGUACAGGGAAGAACUUGAUGAUUCUGAAAGAGAGGUCUGUUCUGAAAAUAAAAUUGCAACAACCAAGUACCCUUGCUUAAAGCCUACGGGAGAACUCACCACAUGCUAUAGGAAAAAAUGCUGUGAAGGUUUUAAAUUUGUGCUGGGACAAUGCAUUCCAGAAGACUAUGAUGUGUGUGCAGGAGCACCCUGUGAGCAGCAGUGCACCGAUCAUUUUGGUCGAGUGCUUUGUACCUGCUACGCUGGGUACCGUUACGACAGAGAGAGGCACAGAAACAGAGAGAAGCCUUAUUGCCUUGACAUUGAUGAAUGCGCCAAUAAAAAUGAAACAAUUUGCUCCCAGAUCUGUAUCAACACUCCAGGGAGCUACAGAUGUGAAUGUGAGAAAGGCUACUUUUUAGAAGAUGAUGGAAAAACCUGCACAAAAGGGGAAAGAGCUGGUCACUUUCAGAAGUCAGAUAAUGUGAUGAAAGCCGGAACAUGUUCAGCUACGUGUGAGGACUUUCAUCAGAUAAAGAUGACGGUAUUACAGCUCAAACAAAAGAUUGCCUUGUUGCCCAAUAGUGCAGAAGUUAACAAACAGAUAACCCGUGAAAAACUGCCACACUCAUACUUACCUGGACCCCCUGGCCAGCCAGGCCCAGCUGGACCUCCUGGACCAAAGGGAUCUUCUGGACAGGCUGGACCCCCAGGGCCUUCAGGCCUGCCUGGACCCAGAGGGAUGAUGGGACCAAUUGGACCCUCUGCUGAUUUGUCUCUCAUCAAACAUGGAAGGCGAGGCCCCGUGGGUCCACCAGGAGCUCCUGGAAGAGAUGGCGCAAAGGGAGAGAGAGGUGCUCAGGGACCAGCAGGACCCCCUGGCCCACCAGGAUCCUUUGAUUUCUUGCUGUUGAUGAUGGCAGACAUCAGAAAUGACAUUGCAGAACUCCAAAGCAAAGUGUUUGGUCACAGAACCCAUUCUUCUGGAGAAGAGUUCCCAAUGCCUUCUGACACCUGGAAAGAAACCCAGGAAACAGUGGAUCUGGGUUCAGGAGAGGAUUUUCGGCAAAGAGGGACAUCGAAAAAUGUCCGGAAAAGAAAACCCACUAGAGCUUUACAUUAGUAAUAAAUUAAAAAUAAAAGACAUUAAAUAUCCAUCUGUAGACAUGCAGGAAAAAAAUAUUCUGGUGUAAAUAUCAAAAUAAUCUUACAUUUUAUAGAAUAGCUUACAACAAUAAUUUGGUUUCUUUCUUGAAAUCUUUAUUUUUGUAAUAUAUGUAUAUAAAUAUAUUCCAGAUGCUAUUUUUCUGAAGCUAUUUUUGGGCACAUGAUUAAAUUGUUUUUGGAA